UAUAAAACACACUUUCUCAGUAAAGGAAUGCAGAAGGAAAGAGGCUCUCUGCCUGCUGGAACUGUAGAGGAGUCAGGUGAGUACUUGAUAAUGAUAUAGCACUGGAUGAAGUUUUCCAUGUUAAGAACAAAAACCAAAAGGGAGGACAAAGGAGUCAAAGUGGUGCUGGGUCUCUGUGGUUGCACAUACAGGUGCUCUUUGCUUAGUUCAUCUGGUGAAGCUGUGGUUGCAUGAGUGAAAAAAGUGGUUUAAUCCUAAAAUUUAUAGUUGAAGAAUUUCAAAACUGCAGCUGUCCUUUAUGAAGCGAUCCAAGGAACACUGUAGGCUUUGUGUGUAAAUAAAUGGGCUUUAUUUUACAAGGCAAACCACAUUUUUAAAAAGCAGAUGCUGUGGGACCUACUUAGGCCUUCUUCAGGACCUUUGUCAGCUGUGGCUUACACACCUGUGAACAGUUACACUAAUCAGCUGAGUGUGAGGAUCAUUCCUUGUUUAAGCCACAGAGAGGGAGUUAACCCUCUGAGGUCUAAGGGUAAUUCCUUGAUUUAUACAUUAUUUUUUAAUUCUUCUUUUUAAGGUACUUGAAAAUAACCCAAUCCCUGAGUGUUUUAUAUAAAAAUGUUCAGCACAAUCUCAGCCUUAUGAGCACUGAGGCCCAAUUUUGAUUUUUGAACAAUUUAGAUUUGCUUGAGAAAAGCCGGCACUUAUGUGGUCAGAUUAUUUUGGUGCUUGAAAUCAGUUUACCAAAGUCAGAAAACAUGUCUAAAAUUAAAUGUAUACUAUACCAGUGUUCGCUAACUCUACAUAGCAAGCAUUUGUUCUGUCAAUCCUAAGUCCCACUCCUUAUAUACAUUAGCUGCUAGCUCCAUCAUUUGGCAGAAAAACAGAGUCUUUCUUUUCAUAUUGAAAUUAAAAUGACUGCAAAAUCUCUAAAAGAUAAAAAAGCAUACAUUCAUACACAUACACGGCUAAUGUUUACUGGGAGUGUGACUAAAGCCUAGAAUACACUGUGUGGUUUUGGGAAAAGAUGACAAACAGUGGUGAUAUUUUUGGUUGUGGCUCUAUAACGGUGCUCCUACAUCCUACAUACUCCUACAUACAGCCAGAAAUUUAGAAGGACCAUCUCACUAUGUGUCACCUGCUACAGCCUUCAUCCACUCACCAACAGGGUGGCCAUUUUCACAGCACCAGGACUCUGGUGUAUUCCCCUCUACAAUAAAAUUUUGUCCAUUAUGCUGAUGGUGCAGUAUCAUGAUACAGUGAUUCUGAGAUACUCCAUUCAUUGAAGGAUGAUUUGGUCCAGGACCGCCCCUGCCCAAAGAGAGGCCCUAAGCACACUCUGGUAUGAGGACCCCCAACAUACUCACUUAACAAUCCUCAAAGUAUCUUAAAAUAACUAAAGGUUAUUUAGCCCAAGUCAGUUGUAUGUAAAAGGCAAAGUUCUUGGUAACAUCAUCUUUGUUUUAAUGAUCAUAUUCCUUGUUGCAAUAAUACGGAUAUUUUUAAUUUCCAUUUGUCAAAAAAAAGUGAUCACUAUGGGUUAAUUAUUUUGAUCACAACAUGAAUCCCGCUUUAUUAGCUAUCUGUUUUAUUGGGGUUUUCUCCUCAAAAUUAAAAUAAUAUAAACCAGAUGAUCUUGCCCCCCUUACACCCCCUCACACUCACCCCUGCACAUCUCCCCUUCCCUCACACACAGCAGCUCAUCCUUUUUGUGUCUUUCUCUUCCUCUCUGUGGCCUUUCUUAAGUUUCUACUUCAAUGUUAUCAUCUUUUGUUAAAUGACCUCAAAAUAUACAUCGUCUUUACUUGUUUCAUUCAUUGAUCACGGAUGACACCGAUCUCCAAAAGUAGCUACCUUUAGGGUUAAUUUACUAAUGUGUGACAGCCAGGUAAAGUUUAUUUUUGGUCCACGUUGUAUAAACAUUACCUGGUUCAUAUUUAACAUACAAACACUGGACUGAUGUGCAGAGAAAGAGAGCAAUGGGCAGUAAGCUGGGUUACGUUCAGGUGCGACUCCAAAAGGAGGAAAAAUAAGCGUCCGGAUUGAGGCUGCACCGGACACUGAACAAGGCAUUUAAAUUCAGGACUGUCCAGCCAUAAGCCGGACAUAUGGCCACCCUACUCACCAACCAAAAGGAAUGUAGCAAGAAAUAAGAAAUAAUGAACACAACACUAGUGCUAACAAACACGUUAGCAUUGGAAUGGGGACGGCGCCAAAACGGGGAUGUUUGUGGGAUUUCAACAAGGAGGGAAAUCUUGAAGCACAAACAUUAAAUGCUACUAUGACAACCGUUUUGUUGCUUUGCUUCAUUAUUUACCACACCACUGGAAGCGUAGACACUUAUUUCAUACCAGCGUAUAUCGCAGUCUGUGAUUCGGUGGCGUUUAGAGGGUGUUGUCAUCCUCCAGUCUGAGAUUUAUGUCACAUUGUGUAGCAUGGCCUUAGUUUGUCAGCUUUAAAUCAACAUUUGACCCCUUUUUUAAUAAAAUGUUAUAUUAUAACAUUAUAAUAUUUUUGCUGUCAUUCAUUUCUAUUAUUUACUUAAAUCAUUGGUUCCCAACCUGGGGUCCACGACCCCCCAGGAGGGCGCCAAAGAUCUUAGGGGGGCACGAGGCUUUGUCUGCUCUGAGGCUGCCAAAAUUCAAUUUGCAAAUAUUGACUUAAACCAGGAUAAAGCAGUUACUAAGUAUGUUAUACACAGGUCUUUGAUAAGAAAAGCAUAGAUAGGACUUUUUAGGGUUUUAUCAGUGAAAUAAUUAAAAUCUAUGUUGAUUUUUGACAGCAUGGGCCACUUUUACUUCUCUCUUGGGUCCUGGGGUGGCUCCACUUUUCUUAGGUGCAUGGAGCCUGCAAUUUCCACAUAGACGACUGUGCCACGCACUGAUGCACUGCGGGUUUGCUCGGACCGAAGGAGAGCAACUGCGCCCACUGGAAAUGUGUCUAGAGCGGUGUGCCUUGGAUCGCUUUUAACCCCCUUUCUUUAUUCAUGCAACCAAGAACCAAAAGUAGAUUUGGGUGUAGGUGGGCCCACGGGGCAGACAGUAAAGCAUGAGCUCUGAUGCCUGUCCUUCACUCUCAUGUCAAAUUUACAGGAAUAUAAAGAGGUGCCCUUCAACAGGGCUGGUCCUGAAGAUCAACAUGCUUCUCCACCCCAUCUUCCUUCUAUCUGUCCUGCUCAACUUUAACCCCUCAUUGUCUUACACAUUGAGAAACUGCUCUAUCGAGUACAGUGAAUAUGUCUGGGAGGUUUCUGUCAUAUGCAACAAUCGUGGCCUUGCUUCCGUCCCAGAUGACAUUCCUGAAAACGCGACAUCUCUAAAUUUGAACUUCAAUCAGAUUGUGACGGUUAACAGAACAUACUUCAGUGGAUUAUUGAAGCUGCUUGAUCUAGCACUGGAAUUCAACUCAGUCUCACACAUCAAUGACCGAGCAUUUGAAGAUUUAGUUUGUUUACGAAAUCUCUCCCUGAGUACUAAUAGUCUCACAAUGCUGUCAGAUGACGUGUUUAAGGGGUUGUCAAAAUUAGAGAACCUGUCUCUGGAUAAAAAUCAGCUCCAGUACAUCUCCCCAAAGGCCUUUCAGCCCCUGAACAGUUUAAAGAAAGUAAUUUUGGCUUAUAACAAGCUUCAAGAAAUUAGUGACAUCGUGGGUAUAUUACAGCUCCCAAACAUUUAUGAGCUACACGCAGGAUUGAACAGGUUCACCUCCUUUGAUACCGAUGACAUGCCUUUUAACAAAUCCAACCUCAGAAUUCUUUGGUUUAAUGGGAAUCCACUGAAAAACUUCCGCAUUACAAGAGACGUCUUCGGUUUCCUUGAAUCUCUUGACAUGUCCAAAUGCAGCCCCGGUUUUGAGUGGUAUGUGGUGGACAAGAACUAUCUGAGGAGCUUAAAGAUUCUGUAUUUAAGUGGGACUGAAGUUAGCUUUAAAAUGCACAAGAGGAUUUUUCAGAGCACCUUUGCCCUGGAGUAUGUCUGGCCUUCUUACAUAACAGAAUGGUUAGAAAAUGGUCUGCUCAACUUCAUCUGCCAGAUGCCGUCUUUGGCAAGACUGGAUUUGAGUAUGAAUGACAUCUACAAUUUAAACGACACGCUGCUUCAGCCUUGUUCUAAAAUCACUGAGUUAGCUUUAAAUAGCAACGUCAUGACCAGCUUGUCCGAGAACUCGCUCAGACCACUGAAUCAGCUCCAGUAUUUGAGUUUAAGCUACAACUUUCUGACAACAGUGCCAACUGCUGUCAGAGGCCUCUCCAAGCUCAUAAGCCUCGGCCUGAGAUCCAAUGACAUCGGAGAGUUACGUUGUGGCGACUUUCUGAAUCUGACAUCGUUGUUGCGGCUCACUCUUGAUAAAAAUCGUAUUUCAGUCGUGAGAGGAUGCGCUUUUCAAGACCUGAGCGAGCUGACGUACUUAAACCUGGACUCAAAUCCAAUUAUAAGAUUGGGUGAUACUUUCAGAGUUAGUUUGCGAAAACUCUACAUUUUGAAGAUGAGCAUGAAUCAAAUUGUGGAGUUUGACGAAGGGGACUUUAAGGGUCUGCCAUCUCUUUUGGUUUUGUAUAUACAAUCAGGGAUGGUCUGCCGUGAAAAGAAUGGGACAUUUUAUGGACUUCAUAAUCUUACAACUCUAGUCCUAGCAGCAUACUCUCUCGACAAAGACAUCUUCCGAGGAAUGCCAAACCUUCAAAAUCUGACCAUGUACCUCCCAAUACUAGAGAACAACCUGAGCUAUGAAGUUAACAACGACCCGCCUUUCCUCUUCUUGCCUUUUUUGAAGAUCCUUUCAAUCUACAACAGCAAUGAAUGGACUGUAGUUAUCUCACCAAAUUUGCUCUGUGGUCUGCAAUACUUAGAGCAGUUUGCAUCUGAAAAUUUUUUCACUGGGACACCUCACCCAGACACAUUUACAUACACUCCUCGUCUGAAAAGUCUACGGAUUACCCAUAGCUACAUCUUAAAUCCAAAACCUGAACUGCUGCAGCCAUUAACAAACCUGCAAGCUCUUGAUCUUUCCAACAACAAGCUCCGAUCUUUGGAUUUUCUAAUCAAAGCUAACCUGUCUUCGCUCCGCUGGUUGAAACUGACAGAAAAUGAGUUUACAGUUGUUGACGAGACAGUCCUUCAGUCUCUACCAGCACUCACAUAUCUUGAUCUUUCUGGUAACCCUUUCACUUGUAACUGCCUCAACAGCGGCUUCAUCCAGUGGGUGAAGAGCACUAAUCAAACUCAGGUGGUCAACGCCUACCAAUAUGACUGUUACUUUCCUCCUAGUAAGCAAGGAACCAAACUGAUGGACUUUGAUGUCAAGUCCUGUUGGAUGGACGUUGGCUUCCUCUGCUACAUUUCCAGCUCUUCUCUAGUCAUGUUAACUCUCCUCACCUCUUUCAUCUACCACUUCCUGAGGUGGCAGAUCGUCUAUGCCUUCCUCCUCUUCCAGGCCUUCCUUUAUGACAAAAGGAAGGGGAGGAAAGGAGCUCCUCACCUCUACGAUGCCUUCAUCUCCUACAAUGUUGAGGAUGAGGCCUGGGUCUACAGAGAGAUGCUUCCAGUGCUGGAGGGAGAGCAGGGCUGGAGACUGUGUCUGCACCACAGAGACUUCCAACCAGGUAUACCGAUCAUGGAGAACAUCAUUGAUGCCAUCUACAGCAGCAGGAAGACCAUCUGUGUGAUCAGCCGGAGCUACCUGCAGAGUGAGUGGUGCUCAAAAGAGUUCCAGAUGGCCAGUUUCCGUCUGUUCGAUGAGAAGAAGGACGUGCUGAUUCUGCUGUUUCUGGAGGAGAUCCCGGACCAGCAGCUGUCUCCGUACUACCGCAUGAGGAAGCUGGUGAAGAAGCGCACCUACCUGAGCUGGCCGAAGGCCGGACAACACACAGGAGUCUUCUGGCAGAACGUCCAGAGAGCUCUGCAAACAGGAGAUGCUCCUACAGAUGGCAGAGACAUACUCACUGCUGGCCUGGCUCCAGAUAAAUAACCCAGGACUUGAAGUAACUGUCAGCAGAAAAUAUAACUGUUCAUCUGUAACCUUUGGCUGAAAAAGAAAGAAAUGGGAGCCACAUCACAGAAGCUUAUAGUUACCAUAUUUUGCGACGCGUCUGUCUGUGUUGACUUACAUGCCACACUGUUGCUCUAAUGUCCUUGAUACUUCUCUGAAGACUUUUUAGAUGUGCUGGUUUGAAACUGGUGACAUCAAACAAUUAGAAAUAUGCACAGAUUUUCUAUAAAAUCCAAAAUUGUUUGCACCUUUCGCUUCAGUUUACCCCCAUUCCUGUCCCCCAUUAUGAUAUGCUGAUAUACCUGAUUCUAAUACCGCUAAUCAUUACCUUGUCUGCAUCUUGUAGUUUAGCCAUCACCAUGUUUAGAUCCAGUUUUACCUGUUUUUGCUUAAUGUACGCAACAUGUUAAUGUUACAAUGAGUUCGAUAACAAUUUAAAGCCUUGUGUUUGGACUGCUCAAACCCAGAGAAAGAUAGUAACAUCUUGCCUUCUAUUGAUCUGCUUUCUUCAAUAAACCUACAAAAUCCUU
Cheilinus undulatus (humphead wrasse) is the source of this 6515-nucleotide messenger RNA. RefSeq names its product toll-like receptor 13. Bases 3046 to 5964 code for a protein of 972 amino acids. Gene Ontology annotation, cellular component: membrane. NCBI's taxonomy places the organism in Eukaryota, Metazoa, Chordata, Actinopteri, Labriformes, Labridae. Gene Ontology annotation, molecular function: transmembrane signaling receptor activity; protein binding. The record is from RefSeq and is a predicted model, not a curated record. The transcript is spliced from 3 exons. Gene Ontology annotation, biological process: toll-like receptor signaling pathway; immune response; inflammatory response.